Schistosoma curassoni is the source of this 954-nucleotide messenger RNA. The record is from the annotation of a GenBank genome assembly. Lineage: Eukaryota; Metazoa; Platyhelminthes; Trematoda; Strigeidida; Schistosomatidae.
AUGAGGAUGUUGGGUUGGUUCUGCGCUGUAAUACUGUUCACACUGUUCAGUUCUGAGUUAGUCGAGUCGAAAUUUAAACCGCGAACAAACGAUAAGGACUUAAGUAAUUCACCACAUACCCAUGAAGGUGAACACAGUGCAGCAUACGAUCAUGAUGCAUUUCUGGGGAGAGACGAGGCCAAGAGAUUCGAUGAUCUAACACCGGAAGAAAGCAAACAAAAACUGGGUGAGAUUGUGGACAAAAUUGAUUUAAAUAAUGAUGGUCAAAUCACUUCCGAAGAAAUGACUGUAUGGAUUAACAAAGUAUCCAGAAAAAUGCUCCUUGAUGAUGUUGAUCGCGCUUGGAAAGAUUUUGAAUUGCUAGACGAAGACAAGUUGCCAUGGGAGAAACAUGUUGACGAGCUGUUUGGUGAAGACGGGGAUUUAGAGGAUGAAGAUGAAGAAACAAAGAAAGCCUAUUCUGAAAAAGACAAGAGGCGUUGGAUGGCUGCCGAUGCAGACGGAGAUGGGAAGCUAUCAAAAACAGAAUACUUAGCAUUCCUUCAUCCAGAGCAUGAACCAAAAAUGCGAGAUGUCGUUAUAAAGGAAACAAUGGAAGAAAUUGACAAAAAUAAUGAUAGCUUCGUUGAUCUUGAUGAAUAUAUCAAAGAUCUGUGGUCUCCAAAUUCACCUAAUGAAACGGAGCCUGAAUGGGUUAAAACUGAAAGAGAGGAAUUUGCCAAACGACGCGAUAUUAAUGGGGAUGGAAAACUGGAUCUGGAUGAGGUCGGCAAAUGGAUCGUACCUGAAGAUUAUAAUCAUGUCCAAGCAGAAGUAACCCAUUUAUUCUCAGAAUCAGAUGCAGAUCAGGAUGGAAAACUCAGCAAAAACGAAAUACUAAAUCGUUACGACUUAUUUGUUGGUAGCCAGGCAACCAAUUUUGGGGAAAUCCUAAUUGGUCAUGAUGAGUUAUAA